CUUAUAUAUUCCGCCCAUGUAAGAGAUGAGUAAUGACCAACGCGUAAAAAUUAACAAAAUGAAAUUGAUCACUUUCCAAUUCCAACAAAACCAACGGGAAAGAAAAUUAAUUAAUGGAAUUGUUGCUUCCAAAACAAAAGUUACCCGUUGUAAUUCCUAUUUUUUUUGCCGUUGCUCUUUAUUUGUUUCCCAAUUAAUAUUGUUAGCAACGGUAAUUAGUAGGGGUGGGCAUCCGGGCGGGUCACCCGCGGAUUUGGACCGACCCAUCCGCAUUUAACCCGAUUCACGCUUUUGUGGGUGGGUCUGUGGGUGGAUGGCGGGUCCAGUUGGGGGCUAUCCGACGGGUGGAGGGUGAGUCAUGGGUGGGUCUGCGGGUCACCCGCACAACCCGAUUGCAAGCAUUAUAGGAGCCGCUGGGAGAUGGGGAACCCUAACAAACACGCAGCCAAGCCAAACUCCGAUUUCAUCUCUGAAACUCCUCUUCCCUUCCUUUCUUUUCUCCAACGUUGCUAUCCCAAAUCUAAUAACCUACCUUUUAUCCCUUGGAUUCCUUCCCUUUGUUCCCAAAUCAUUCACUGAUAAUCAUCUCCAGCGCAGAAAUCUCUUCUAGAAAAGGAUUAAAAUCCAAUUUCAGAACUAUUUCCCCACUCAUUCGUCCUAUUCAAGCCUUUGAUUUCCAUACGAUAAUCCUUCCUACCAAUAAUUAUCAUGUCAAUUGAAGUCAAUUUCAACUUUUACGAGUCUAGUACAUCUCAAAGAGAUCAUACAUAUCCUGAUUACGCCUCCUUAUUGAAGCUAUUUAAAGGUAACGUUUAAGUGCAUUCCAUACAGAGCUUCCACUUCUCUUGUUCUUCUAAAAUUUUGCGAGUCCUAAUUCUAGCAUCGGCAUUCUAGUUUUCGCAGCAUCUGCUCCUGUCCUGAUCUGCUUCUGAAUCGAUGGUGGAUGUACAACAAGAGGUUGGUGGUUCUCAAGCUGCCCCCGCUGGAGUAUCUGUACCACAAGUUGCUGACACUGAAAUUCAGGCAAGUGGAGCGGGCACCCCAGCUUCCCAACCUCCUGUUCAAGCAUCUCAACCUCCUGAAGUGGACAAUGCUGCGAAAACAGGAUUGAAAGAGGUGGAUGAUGCUAUUAUCAAGAUUAGAAAUGCUGUAAGAUAUGUGAGGAGUUCUCCUUCUAGAAUGCAAAGUUUUUUGAAGUGUGUAGAAGAGGAGAAGAUCAAGUGCAAAAGUCGUGUUUGUUUGGAUGUUGAAACUAGGUGGAACUCGACUUAUCAUAUGUUGGUAGUGGCUGAAAAGUAUGAAAAGGCAUUUGAUAAGUUAGAGUGUGAAGACAUUCGUUACUCUUCCUAUUUUGGUGGUGCUGAAGAAGAGGUAGCAGAGCAAGCUGAUGUCAUUAGCAAACAAAAUGAGAUGUUUGGUAGCACAAGAGGAAGAGGACGAAAGAGGCAGAAAUUGAUUGGUCCUCCUAGCUGUGAAGAUUGGAAAAAUGCCAGGUGCUUGGUUGAAUUUUUGUGGCUGUUUUAUAAUGCCACCUUAAAGUUUUCUGGAACUCAACAUGUCACCUCCAACUACUUUUUUCAUGAGCUUGUGGCUGUUCAACAAGGGAUUCUGGACAUGACAAAGAGUAGCGAUCACAUGUUAAGUGGAAUGGCAUUUAGGAUGCUAGGAAAAUUUUCCAAGUAUUGGGUGCAAGUUGACAAUCUGAAUCCUUUAUUACAUAUCGCUGUUGUUCUUGACCCUCGAUAUAAAUUGAGAUAUGUAGAGCAUUGCAUGGAGAUUAUUUAUGAUGCUGUAGUUGCUGCUAACUUUGCAAAGGAUUUGGAGAGCAAGUUCUUGGAGUUGUAUGCCUUUUAUUUGAAGGAAAACAAGGAAUCUCUUCCUGCAACAGAUGCUGGAUCGUCUUCAACGUCUUUUAAUCCCCAAGAUUUUUCAAAAGUUGAUCCGGCAAAAGCAUUGAGGAUGAAAUUUGCCAAGUCAACUACAUCUUCUGUCACUUCUGGAGGCAAAUCAGAAGCUCAACGGUAUCUGGCUGAUGUUGGGGAGCCUGAAUCAGAAGACUUUGACAUUCUUAUGUGGUGGAAGGUCCACUCAACUAAGUAUCCAAUCAUUGCAAAAAUGGCUCGAGAUGUGCUUGCUGUUCCUAUAUCAACGGUUGCAUCGGAGUCAACUUUUAGCACAAGUGGUCGAGUUUUGGAUCCUUAUCGAAGUUCACUAUCUCCUAAGACUGUUGAAGCUUUGAUAUGCUGCCAAGAUUGGUUAAGAUCAUCACCAAAACCCAUUGAACCAGAGAAUGAUGACCAUGAAUCUGUCGAAGUUGCUGCUGCAUUUGGAGAAACUAAUUUGGGAAAAUGAUCUUCUCAUCUGUGUGAUAUCAUAUCACAAUGUAAGAGUAAUUGAAAAUCUCAGUUAAUCAGAACAUUUAUAGCAUUAUAUCUUGGAAUCUGAAAGUGUUUAUUAUUCAUGGUUACAGGGGGAGGCGCUGGGUUUGGUGGCUUGAUGAUGACAGAUAGUAAUUUAGAACAAGAUGAUGUUUUUCUUUUUUGGUUUAGUUCGUUUGUUGAAUUGAUUUUGGAUGGUGGACGAUUUGUUUUUUAGAUGGAGGACAAUUAGUUGUUUUGAAUCUUGCUACUGCUUCUGGUUUUUGGGUUUGAUGUGACUGGAAUCUUGGUUUUUACUACUGCUGGUUUUUUAAUUCUUUUUAGACUAUAUAGUGUCUUGUCUUUGCCUCUUUGGAAUGUUCAUAAAUCUUGCAGAAGCUCUUGCUUGAGCGCUUUGGAAUGUCCAAGACUUCUAGAAAGAUGGCCACGGAAGCAACAACGACUCUACAGACCGCGACCCAUAUAUGAAUUCAAAGUAACUAGUGAGGAAGUUCUGCAAAAGGACGAUUUCAGGGUGAGCAACCACUAAUCUUUGUUACUCCUUUUUCAGUGACCCUAUGCUUCUGUUAAUAUAUGCAGAUUGUGAAAAGGGAAUGGAACUAAAUGUUAAAGUCAUUUUGAAGUACUUUUUGUUGGCUUCCUAUAUUCAUAUGCAUUCUUGGCUUUGCCAUCUAUUUACUUAAUCUCACUGUCUAUUGCAGAAUUUUAGGUUCCUUGCCAACUUUAUAACAGAGGCUGGAAUCAGGUUCAAGAGGAGUAAGGUAAUGCUUGAGCCGAAUUCUGAUUUUGUUAAGAUUAUAUGAUUGCUUUGACAUGAUAAAUUUACAAGGUAUAAGUCGUACAUAUAUGUCUUUCUCUUCGAGUAAAUCUGUGCAUUUGUGGAGUUCUUAAUCUGAUGACACUUGUGGGUCUGAAUUGACUUUUGACAGAUGAACAAAAAGGACAAAAAAUGCAGCAACUCAGAAGUGCAGGUGAUGAGUCAGCUGUUUUACUGUACACAGGCCAAAGCAUGAGGCUCAGAUGUGGAAUCCCAUGCCAAAGCAGAACUUGAUGGGAACCAGGACUCGGCAAAUGAUGAGUCAUUUUGAUGUGAAAUCUAUUCACAAUUUCAACUUUAUAACAGAGGCCUGGAUGGGCACUAGGACUCGUCAAAAGUGCAGCAGAAGAACUUUAAAUUGUGAAUGAAUGUAUACAGGGGGUUGGGGUGAAUGGAUGUAGACAGGGGAGGGGGGUGGAGGUUGAAUGGAGUUUAAAUUGAUUUGUAUUUCACACUUUUGACAUUAUGCAGAGUUCUGGAAUAUCAAUUGAAUAUGUCAAGUUGACUCCUAUAUAUUAUGUUGAUAGUGAUGUGGGUGAACCCGCAAACCCAUCCGAAUCCUCCACCAUCCGCCCGAUCCAACCCGAGGGUAAAUGUGGGUGGGUGGCAAUGUAGUUAAACUAUAGUUUUUUAUGUAUAAGCGAAAUGAUGGGUACAAACUUAAGCGUAAAAGCGGAGCGUAAGAACGUAAGUUUAUAUGAACCAUUGAAAUUGUAAAAAAGCAACUUAAAAGAC
Messenger RNA from Linum trigynum, 3930 nucleotides. The record is from the annotation of a GenBank genome assembly. Lineage: Eukaryota; Viridiplantae; Streptophyta; Magnoliopsida; Malpighiales; Linaceae.